Vicia villosa (hairy vetch) is the source of this 1146-nucleotide messenger RNA. RefSeq lists its product as uncharacterized. NCBI's taxonomy places the organism in Eukaryota, Viridiplantae, Streptophyta, Magnoliopsida, Fabales, Fabaceae. The coding region runs from base 1 to 1146 and encodes 381 amino acids. The record is from RefSeq and is a predicted model, not a curated record. The transcript has 3 exons.
AUGCCAAAGCGCAACAAGUUUUCUCAAGCACAGAAUAUUGGGAUUCUCAUGUCUCUUCCAAAGAGAUUUGGCAUGAAGGUGAGUGCCAUCGAAGAAGCUCAAAACAUUAACCAAAUGAGGUUAGAUGAUCUAAUUGGAUCUCUCCAGACAUUUGAGUUGAGCAUCAAUGAUAGAGCUGAAAAGAAUAACAAAAGCAUAGCUUUUGUUGCCAACACUGAAGAUGGUAUGGAAGAAUUUGAUCUGGGUUCAGAUGAAGGAAUAUCCAAUGCGAUAGUAUUUUUCGGGAGACAAUUUAACAAGAGACAAAAGAAGGUUUUAUCUGUAACUUGGUCUGAAGAAGACUCUGAUAGUGACAUUGAAGACGAAUCUGCCAAACAUGUAAAUGCUUUAACAAGCAUAUGGACAUCCGAUGAUGGUGAUUCAGCGUAUGAUGAUCUAGCUGCUUCAUAUAGAGAAUUGUGUCUCAGAAGUGCUGAAUUGUGUGAAGAAAGGGAGAAACAGAAAGGUCUGGUGCGCCAACUGAAUGAAGAAAAGAAAGAACAAUUGAGGACUAUCUCUGAACUGGAAGAAGAGUUCAACAACAUAGGGAAGUCCAGGCUGAAUCAUGAAGGGUAUGAACAAGGAAAAAAAAUUAUAUACCUAAAGAAACAUGAGAAAGACUCAGCUGUGUCAUGGUCAGGGGAAAGACUCAAAGGAGAGAAUAGAAGGAAAACAAUCAAACAAGAAGAUAUCAUGAUUGAAGCAUGUGAAUAUGAUGAAGAGUCUGAUACUGAGUCAUAUGUUAGAGAACUUAUUGUGUGUGAACUUGCAGCAGGAUUCUCUGAGACAUGUUUGGAAAAUGAAAAACUUCUUAAAAGAGUAAUCGAGCACACAAAUAUUGUUGUUAUACUACAAGAUGCGAAAAAGAAGCUCUUAACAAUCAUUGAGAAUCUUAAAAGAGAUGGUGUGCUGUUAAAUUCAAACCAACACAACACGACUCAAGUGUCAAGAAGGUCAAGCACUAGUAUGAAAGAUGAGAAUCUCCUAAGUGAAAGAGUCCCUGAGAAAACAAGAAACCUUGACUCUAGAAGCCAAGUUAGGAUGAAAAUUAAGGAGGUUCCUCAAAGGCAGAAGCAGAAAAUAUCAAAAUCCAUGUCACAACAUUAA